This is a messenger RNA of Penicillium chermesinum, 357 nucleotides long. RefSeq lists its product as uncharacterized. The transcript has a single exon. NCBI's taxonomy places the organism in Eukaryota, Fungi, Ascomycota, Eurotiomycetes, Eurotiales, Aspergillaceae. Bases 1 to 357 code for a protein of 118 amino acids. The record is from RefSeq and is a predicted model, not a curated record.
AUGGCUGCAGAGGGGCCCAUGUAUGCGUUCUCAGGCAAUAUUGCUCGAAGCACAAAUGUCUCACAUUUGCAACGUCCCUACUUCCCUACUUUAGUUCACACAAGAGAUUCUCUCGUAAGUAUGGAUGGGACUUAUGCAGGGAGCAAAACCGCCAAGCCAGUAGAUUAUCCACAGUAUCCGCUGUCAUUUCCGGACCUGAGUGCGUGUCUGCCGAUGGAGACCGACAACACUCAUUUCUUGAUUCUUGAGACCCACAACCACCGAGCCCAAAAGCCCAGAACCAGCAUGCUGAGCAGCGGCAGCCUAUCGUUAGGAGCGGAGAGUACCCCAGUCCCUGGUCGUGGGAAAUUAGCUUGA